Molecule: messenger RNA, 1710 nt
Organism: Parus major (Great Tit)
Lineage: Eukaryota; Metazoa; Chordata; Aves; Passeriformes; Paridae
Gene: LDHD
Product: lactate dehydrogenase D
Exons: 11
Coding region: 46-1548 (500 amino acids)
Biological process (GO): lactate catabolic process
Cellular component (GO): mitochondrion
Molecular function (GO): D-lactate dehydrogenase (NAD+) activity; FAD binding; D-lactate dehydrogenase (cytochrome) activity
Source: RefSeq, a predicted model, not a curated record
GGAUACUUGAGCAGGCACGGGGACACCCGGCCGAGGACAGAGGCCAUGGUGAACGCAGUGACUCCGCUCAGGCAGGACACAGCAUGGGAACAUGAGCACAGACAGUGGUGGGAGCCAGGUUCCUCCGCCAGGGACACACUCGCGUGUGGCUGGAGCCACCUUAAGCCCUCGCUGUCCCCUGACUUCGUGGAGACCCUGAGGGCCGUGGUUGGGGCCCCCAAUGUCUCCACAGCCACAGCGGUGCGGGAGCAGCACGGCCACGAUGAGUCCAUGCACCCCUGUGCCCCCCCAGACGUCGUGGUGUGGCCCCAGGCGGUGGGGCAGGUGCAGGAGCUGGCAGCCCUCUGUCACCGCUGCCGUGUGCCCAUGGUGCCCUUUGGCACCGGUACCGGCCUGGAAGGAGGCGUCAAUGCCGUGCAGGGCGGCGUCUGCUUUGACCUGAGCCGCAUGGACGCCAUCGCCGAGCUGAGCCUCGAGGACUUCUCGGUGACCGUGGAGCCCGGUGUCACCCGCAAGGCCCUCAAUAAGCACCUGCGUGGCACCGGGCUCUGGUUUCCCGUUGAUCCUGGGGCGGACGCCUCUCUGUGUGGCAUGGCAGCCACGGGCGCCUCGGGCACCAACGCGGUGCGCUACGGCACCAUGCGCCCCAACGUGCUCAACCUGCGCGUGGUGCUGCCGGACGGGCGCCUGCUGCACACCGCCGGCCCCGGGCGCCAGCCCAGGAAGCGGGCGGCCGGCUACGACCUGACCUCGCUCUUCGUGGGCUCUGAGGGCACUCUGGGCUUCCUGACUCAGGCCACGCUGCGCCUGCACCCGCUGCCUGAGGCCACUGCUGUCACUGUCACCUCCUUCCCCAGCGUGGGGGCGGCUGUGGCUUGCACCGUCCAUGUGCUGCAGGCUGCCGUGCCUGUGGCCCGCAUUGAGUUUCUGGAUGAGGUGAUGGCAGAUGCCUGUGGCCGCUUCAGUGGGAUGGGGCUGCCAGCAGCAGCCACGCUCCUCCUGGAGCUGCACGGCUCCCGGCGUAGCCUGGCUGAGCAGCAGCAGCAGACAGAGGAGAUUGUGCGACAGAACGGUGGCUCCAGCCUGGCCUGGGCGGAGGGGCUGGAGGAGCGUGAGCAGCUCUGGUCCAUGCGCCACAAUGCCUGGUACGCUGCCCUGGCGCUGCGGCCCGGCUGCCAGGGCUACUCCACAGACGUCUGUGUGCCCAUCUCCCGCCUGCCUGACGUGGUGGUGGAGACCAAGCAGGACCUGCAGGCCUCCGGCCUCACCGGACCCAUGGUGGGACAUGUGGGCGAUGGCAACUUCCACUGCAUCCUCGUCUUCAACUCCCACGACCCGGAGGAGGCCCAGCGCGUCCACGCCUUCACCCAGCGCCUGGGCAGGCGGGCAAUGGCAGCAGGGGGCACCUGCACCGGGGAGCACGGCGUGGGGCUGGGCAAGCGAGCGCUGCUGCAGGAGGAGCUGGGCCAGGAGGGCCUGGACACCCUGCGCUCCAUCAAGGCUGCACUCGACCCCCACAACCUCAUGAACCCUGGCAAGGUGCUCUGAGGGGGAGCUGAAUUGGCAGUGAGGAGCCUCAGCCCCUGGAGUCAGGGCCAGGGUGGCAUGCUGCUCUGCAGUGCCACUGUAUGUGUCCCCUUACAAAUCCCUUCAUCCCCACUUCUGGGGGUCAGGGAUCCUCAUACCCCCAAUAAACCCUUUGGACUCACA